UGGAUAUACACACUCUGUCUUUCAAACUGGAUGCGCGUGCACAUACACACACACGCACACACACACGCACACACACACACUCCAGCCAGAUGAACAGGAAGGACAUUCUCUUAAUCCACUGACUGUCAAGCUCUGAGGUCGUCCAGGUUCAUCAGCUGAGAGGCUACGACAGAAGGAAGGUCUCAAGAGCAGGAUCUCUUCAGGUGCCCCAGUGUGUUGUGGAUGCUGCACUUGUAAGCCCUGGUCGCGACUGGCUUGGCUCCGACCAGAAGGGGGAAGGUUUCUCACGUCGCCCUUUGGUUUUGACCAGAGUGGGGAAGGUUUUCCACGUCGCACGCAUCGUGCCGCCCCAGCAUGGACAGGAAGAGGAAGUGGAGCGUCGGUGGAGGUGCCGUGCUCUGGCUCCUCUCGGCUCACGUCUCCGUGGCCUUGGAAGUUCCUCUGGACCCUAAAGUUCUGGAAGGAUUGCCACAACCACCAACAAUCACUUUCGAGUCCCCGAAAAAUUACAUCAUCGACCCUCGGGAAAACAUCAACAUCAACUGCGAGGCGAAAGGCCAGCCUCACCCCAGCUUCUCAUGGACGCGGAACGGGACACACUUUGACGUGGACAAAGACCCCAAGGUGACCAUGAAGCCGAACUCGGGGUCGCUGGUCAUCGACAUCAGCAACGAAGAGAAGGUGGAGGCCUAUGAGGGCACGUACCAGUGCACAGCGCACAACGACCACGGAGUCGCCGUGUCCAACAACAUCGUCGUCCGCCAGUCACGGUCCCCCUUGUGGUCAAAGGAGACAAAUGAGCCCAGGUUCGUGCAGGUGGGAGACUCCCUGAUCCUGCACUGCAGACCGCCAGUAGGGCUGCCCCCUCCCGUCAUCUUCUGGAUGGACCCCUUCUUCCAGCGUCUGCCACAGAACAGCCGCGUAUCCCAGGUGCUGAAUGGGGACCUGUACUUCUCCAACGUGCUGAUGGAGGAUCAGCGCACCGACUACGUCUGCUACGCCCGCUUCCCCUACACCCAGACCAUACAGCAGAAGCAGCCCAUCACAGUCAGAGUGAUAAAUAACGCUGGUAUCGUGGGUGAGCGGAAGCCCACCUUCAUGUUGCCGACUGGAACCAACAGCACCUCCAUGGUGCUGAGGGGAGAGAAACUGCAGCUGGAGUGCGUUGCAGAUGGCCUGUGA
Sardina pilchardus (European sardine) is the source of this 1182-nucleotide messenger RNA. RefSeq names its product neuronal cell adhesion molecule b (gene nrcamb). Gene Ontology annotation, molecular function: cell-cell adhesion mediator activity. Gene Ontology annotation, biological process: brain development; axon guidance; cell-cell adhesion. The record is from RefSeq and is a predicted model, not a curated record. Gene Ontology annotation, cellular component: axon; plasma membrane. The transcript has 9 exons. Bases 355 to 1182 code for a protein of 275 amino acids. Lineage: Eukaryota; Metazoa; Chordata; Actinopteri; Clupeiformes; Clupeidae.